ACAAACGCUGGUAAGAAAGAGAUAGAAGAAGUGGUAAAUGUGAGAUACGAAAAUAUCCGAGACAUUAAAUUCGUCCCCACCCUAUUUAGAUUUGGUUACAGAUACCCACCCGUGUGCCUCCAUUAAUUCCUCUCUGCUUUUAUCCCCCACUCCUCUCCCCCCCCCCCCCCCCCCCCCCCCCCCCCCAACCUUCACCACACUCCUCAAUCUCAAGAAAAGAAAAACCUUCACCGCCCCUCAACCAUGGAGUCUUCAAUCCCUUUCUCUCUCCAACUCUUCCUCCUCGCAUCGUCUCUCUCCCUCCUCACCUUCCUCCUCCUCCGCCGCUCCUCCCGCCUCCGCCGCAACCUCCGCCUCCCACCGGGCACCCUCGGCCUCCCCUUCCUCGGCGAGACCCUCCACAUCAUCGCCGCCUACAAAACAUCCAACCCGGAGCCCUUCAUCGACGACCGGGUCGCCCGGUUCGGACCGGUCUUCACCACCCACGUCUUCGGCGAGCCGACCGUGUUCUCUGCCGACCCGGACACCAACCGGCUCAUACUCCUCAACGAGGGCAAGCUGUUCGAGUCGAGCUAUCCCGGUUCGAUCUCGAACCUGCUCGGGAGGCACUCGCUUCUGCUGAUGAAGGGGAGCCUUCACAAGCGGAUGCAUUCGCUCACGAUGAGCUUUGCGAAUUCUUCGAUCAUUCGAGACCACUUGAUGGUGGAUAUAGACCGGUUGGUCCGCCUCAACUUGGAGUCUUGGACCGGACGGGUCUUGCUCAUGGAGGAAGCCAAAAAGAUUACGUUUGAGUUAACAGUAAAGCAGCUGAUGAGUUUCGACCCAUGCGAGUGGACGGAGAGGCUUAGAAAGGAGUACAUUCUCGUCAUCGACGGCUUCUUCACCAUUCCUUUCCCCCUCUUCUCCACCACCUACCGCCGUGCCAUCCAAGCUAGAGGCAAAGUGGCGGAGGCGUUGAGCUUGGUGGUGAGGGAGAGGAGGAGAGAGAGCGAGAGAGGAGAGAGAAAGAACGACAUGCUGGGAGCUUUGCUGGAGGAGGAAGGCGGGUUCUCCGACGAGGAGAUAGUGGAUUUCUUGGUGGCGCUGCUGGUAGCCGGGUAUGAAACAACCUCCACCAUCAUGACCCUCGCCGUUAAGUUCCUCACGGAGACUCCCCUAGCCUUGGCCCAGCUCAAGGAAGAGCAAGAUGAGAUUAGGUCAAGAAAAAGAAAAUCAGAGGCUCUGCAAUGGAACGAUUACAAGUCAAUGCCAUUCACACAAUGCGUUGUUAAUGAAACCCUAAGAGUAGCCAACAUAAUUAGCGGGGUAUUCAGGCGAGCAAUGACCGACGUCGACGUAAAAGGUUACACAAUUCCAAAAGGAUGGAAGGUUUUUGCUUCUCUUAGGGCUGUACAUAUGAAUCAAGACCACUUUAAGGAUGCUCGCACUUUCAAUCCAUGGAGAUGGCAGGCUGAUUCGGGAACAACAAACUCCUUAAAUCUCUUCAUUCCAUUUGGAGGUGGGCCACGGAGGUGCCCCGGUGCAGAGCUUGCUAGGGUUGAACUUUCAGUUUUCCUUCACCACCUAGUCACUCAGUUCAGUUGGGUUCCUGCAGAAGAAGAUAAGUUGGUGUUCUUUCCGACCACAAGGAUGCAAAAGCGGUAUCCCCUCAUCGUGCAACGCCAAAAUCUAAGAGAGCCUGACUCCAUCUAGUAAGGUAGAAUGCCAGAAGUGAUAUUGGAGUCAGAUAGAAGAACGCAGCAGAAGAAAUGUAAUCUUUUCAAUUAUGCAAUAAGAUGAGUAAAUAUAUUAGCGGAUGGUGUAUAUAUGUAAAUGAAUUAUUCAAUUGAGUUGAGCUUGAAUUAUCAUUA
Molecule: messenger RNA, 1850 nt
Organism: Rhododendron vialii
Lineage: Eukaryota; Viridiplantae; Streptophyta; Magnoliopsida; Ericales; Ericaceae
Product: 3beta,22alpha-dihydroxysteroid 3-dehydrogenase
Exons: 8
Coding region: 244-1692 (482 amino acids)
Biological process (GO): brassinosteroid biosynthetic process; brassinosteroid homeostasis; multicellular organism development
Molecular function (GO): iron ion binding; heme binding; oxidoreductase activity, acting on paired donors, with incorporation or reduction of molecular oxygen
Source: RefSeq, a predicted model, not a curated record